CAUCGAUGGUUUUGCAGCCCUACCUUGUUCGUGUGUUGACCAAACACUUUUUCGCAUAUUUUCCAUUUUCUCAAUUACAAAACAAAAAAACACGUAUUUAAAAUCGACUGUACGCUUGAACUCCAUAUAGAUCAAUAGUUUUUGGCCAACACAGCUGUUCGUUUCAAGCGGAAAGAUUGAAACGAAGCGAUUAGAAAAUCACUUCUAUGAAGCGACAUCUACGCUAGAGGCAGAAACAGAAACGUGAAUGUGAAAGCGAGUCCGCGGCGGCAAACGGCAACAUCAAAACGAAGACCAUAAGUAACAGACCCGUGGAAGCAGGAACAAUAAGCUUACGUCCGUCAACCAGGUCCAGAUCACACAGCUAGAACUCCACAACGUUCGCAUGGUUCAAUUGAAUUUUUUUGAUUUGUCAUAUUAAUUGUUGUUUUGCAUCACAUCGCAUACUCGUGUACUACGUGUUCAAAGUUGUGUAAACAAUCGGAACGCACAAGCCAGCCAGCGCACAGUACAUUCGUAGCGAAGCUCUGCAGGAUUGAAAGCUGCCCAGCUCCUCCAACUCGACCCCCAGGCCAGGCCCUAGGUCGACUCCACUCCACUCUCCAAGUCAAGUCUACCAAUUAAAGAUGGCCGCUGCCACUGCAACCGCCGGCAAUGCAGUGAACGACUGCUUCAGCAUUGGAUCCACAGUGAUGUGCACAACCUGUUUCAAUGAGGAAGUGGAGGGCGAGGUUCUCGCUUUCGACCAUAACACAAAGAUGCUUAUCUUGAAAUGCCGAUCGAAGACAACGGAGGAGCUGAGUGAUAUCUAUGUGUUGAAUCUUUCGCUAUGCAGCAACGUGCAGGUGAUCAAGGAGUGCAACGGGAACUUCGUCGCGGAACCGCAGAAGUUAAAUCUGGAACAGGUGAGCAGCAACGUUAAAAUGCGGCUGAAGAAAGCAGUGGAACGUCGUCGGGAGUAUCUCAAGUCCCAGAACGCUGACGUGAGCUCAGAAGCACAAGAACUUUAUAGAGCGAUAGCCAAACAAUAUGGGUACAAUGAAGUAUCAUGGCAGGGACUGAACAUACAGAUCCUUAACGAAGUCACCAUUUCGCCACCGUACCGAGUGGACAACGUAGUAUCGAGUUCAAACAACGAAACCUCGUGCAACUACAUUAAGCGCAUCAUCAAACAGUUCUUCAACUCCAGAAUUUCGGGGGCACAGGAUAGUACUUCCAAUGCUGCGGCCAGCACUUCGUCAGCGUCGGUCUCCCCAACAUCUUCAUCUCUGUCAUCGAGUAAUGCUGCUUCUGGGUCGCCGGUUCCCGCUAACUAAUAAUAAAAAACAAGACAAAACAAUCGAAA
Molecule: messenger RNA, 1345 nt
Organism: Drosophila miranda
Lineage: Eukaryota; Metazoa; Arthropoda; Insecta; Diptera; Drosophilidae
Gene: Lsm12a
Product: LSM12 homolog A
Exons: 5
Coding region: 627-1316 (229 amino acids)
Molecular function (GO): RNA binding
Source: RefSeq, a predicted model, not a curated record